Messenger RNA from Silurus meridionalis, 3975 nucleotides. It is a transcript of the gene celf4, whose product is annotated as CUGBP, Elav-like family member 4. The record is from RefSeq and is a predicted model, not a curated record. Gene Ontology annotation, molecular function: mRNA binding. Gene Ontology annotation, cellular component: ribonucleoprotein complex; cytoplasm; nucleus. Gene Ontology annotation, biological process: regulation of alternative mRNA splicing, via spliceosome; mRNA splice site recognition. The transcript is spliced from 14 exons. Bases 1119 to 2684 code for a protein of 521 amino acids. Lineage: Eukaryota; Metazoa; Chordata; Actinopteri; Siluriformes; Siluridae.
CGACUGCCGCUCCGCGCUCUACAAAGGGGAAGCUGCACGGAAACCGAGCGGCCGCCGUUCAAGCACGUCAAACUGAAACUAAAUUCAUGUUUAAAAGUAAGAAAGUGAGGUACGAGACGUGAUUACAACCGUGUUGUGAGGACAAAUAAAUGUCUCGCUGAUCCUUUUAAUCCUAAAAUUUUUCGCGGCAUGCUUCCUCUAUUUGUAAAACCUAAACACCUUGCUUCCCUGAAAUAUACUGCAAAAAAAGCAGGUGAGAUUCUGUGGGCAAUAUGGGCAACGUCAGAGUCUGUCAUUAACGGUACACACGAUACAAAGAAACUCUACAAAACGGUAUUAUUUUACUUCAUUUAUAGUACCUCUCCCCUAACGGAAUGUACCAUUAUAUCUACAGGGGGAGCGCUAACAGCAAUAACAGCAUACGUUUCGUAUUAAACUCUAUAUUAUUGCACGAAAUUAUGUGAAAUUAUUUAUAAAAGAAAAUAUAUUUACAUAUUAUUUAGUGUUUAUAACAGGAAUUUCUGGUCUUGUCUAAGUUUUGGGGACAGAUUCUGCGUUUUUACCUACAACGAGAUUGGAUUUGGUGCAUCCAUGUACGUUUAAACAGAAAGGACACCCGUAGCGACUUCCCGGUGCAAAAAAAAAAAAGAAAAUAAAAAAAAAAGAAAUAAAUACUAAAAGAGUAGCUGGAAGCAGAGGCGAGGGGGGAACGGAGGUGUAAAUACAAAGCGAAAGCUCUCUCGUUCUCUCUCUCUUUUAUCGUUCUAUCUCUCUCGUUUCCAUCUGCAUUUUUCUUUUUGUGUACAUAUGUAUAUGAAAUGAACAACUGAAGAGGGGGGCAACAGAUACACGGGAACGCGCCUCCGCUCCGAUUUUUUUUUUAAUACCCCACCCUCCCCCCCACCCCCCACACCACCACCACCACCACUACCUCGAACUCAUUCCCCGUUACAUGUUCAUACGCGCGCGCAACUGCACCGGGAGCUGACCGCGAGCCGCCGCCGCCGCGCGCAAUCCCGACACCGUCUCUCUCUCUCUUCGCCGCACUCUUCCGGAGGACCGAGUCGCGAGCCUUCGACCGCCCGCCCGGCUGCUGACCAAACGGGUCGCCGUCGACGAUGACAACCCUGGCAAACGGGCAGGCGGAGAGCGCGGCGCACGCAGCGGCCGCCGCGAACGGGCUCGUGAACGGAAUAAGCCACGUCCACGGCCACGGCGCGCCGGGCUGCGCCACCAUUCCCAUGAAGGACCACGACGCCAUCAAGCUGUUCGUCGGCCAGAUUCCGCGCAACCUGGACGAGAAGGACCUCCGGCCGCUCUUCGAGGAGUUCGGCAAGAUCUACGAGCUCACCGUGCUGAAGGACCGAUUCACUGGGAUGCACAAAGGCUGUGCCUUUCUCACAUACUGUGCCAGAGAGUCAGCACUGAAAGCUCAGACGGCCCUGCACGAGCAGAAGACAUUGCCAGGGAUGAACAGGCCGAUCCAGGUGAAACCCGCCGACAGCGAGAGCAGAGGAGAAGACAGAAAGCUGUUUGUGGGCAUGCUGAACAAGCAGCAGUGCGAGGACGACGUGCGACGCUUGUUCGAGGCCUUCGGCAGCAUCGAGGAGUGCACCAUUCUCCGAGGCCCUGAUGGAAACAGCAAAGGCUGUGCUUUUGUAAAGUACUCCUCUCACGCAGAAGCUCAGGCGGCCAUCAGCGCACUCCACGGCAGCCAAACCAUGCCUGGUGCCUCUUCCAGUCUGGUUGUGAAGUUUGCAGACACAGAUAAAGAACGCACCAUUCGGCGCAUGCAGCAGAUGGCUGGUCAGAUGGGCAUCUUCAAUCCUAUGGCCCUGCAGUUUGGAGCGUAUGGAGCCUACGCACAGGUGCAGCAGCAGGCAGCAUUGAUGGCGUCUGUUGGACAAGGAGCAUAUCUCAGUCCCAUGGCUGCAUUCGCAGCUCAGAUGCAGCACAUGGCCACCAUCAACGGCCUCCCAGGAGCUCCCAUGACCCCCACAUCAGGAGGAAGCACGCCCCCUGGUAUUACCGCUCCCACAGUGACCAGCAUCCCCUCUCCAAUCACUGUUAACGGUUUCACAGGACUGCCCCCUCCUCAAGCCAACGGCCAACCGCCCGCCGAGGCCGUGUUUACCAACGGGAUCCACCCAUAUCCAGUGUUGCAGGAGGUGGUUUUUAGGGAAGACUCGGAGAAGGGCGGUUUGGGCGUCGCUCAGCGGAGUUGUUUUGGGGUACAGGGAAGCUGUUUCCUCUCUUCUCUAUCUGACGCCCAAAGUCCCACAGCAGCUGAUCCCCUUCAGCAGGCGUAUGCAGGAGUCCAGCAAUAUGCAGCAGCCUACCCAGCUGCAUAUGGACAGAUCAGCCAGGCCUUUCCUCAGCCACCUCCUAUAAUCCCCCAGCAGCAGAGAGAAGGGCCAGAAGGCUGUAACCUGUUCAUCUACCACCUCCCUCAGGAGUUUGGGGAUGGCGAGCUGAUGCAGAUGUUCCUGCCUUUCGGUAAUGUCAUCUCCUCCAAAGUGUUUGUGGAUCGGGCGACAAACCAAAGUAAAUGCUUUGGCUUUGUGAGCUUCGAUAACCCAGCCAGUGCCCAGGCCGCCAUCCAGUCCAUGAAUGGUUUCCAGAUCGGCAUGAAGAGACUCAAAGUGCAACUCAAAAGGCCAAAGGACGCCAACCGCCCUUAUUAGCCCCGCCCCCUGACGUCCCUCACCCUGGAGGUGAAGGCCACUGUAGCAAUGGGGGAACAACAGGUUUUGUAGAGUGGAAACACAUGUUGACAACAUGACUAACACACAACAGAGACACAAAAAGGACAAGCUGAACGUGGCUGGGGGGGGCGUGGCUGUGAGACUGACCGGUGACGCCACACCGCACGGCACACCAUCACGACAAAAAAAUACAAAAAAGAAAAAAAAAAAAAAAAAGCUCAGUGGACUUUUAGCUCGGUGGAAACUCAGGAGAGCCGCCGGGUUCCGCAACCAUAUCGGACUCCCUUUCUGAGUCUCCACAGCCUGCCUGAUAGGAACCGAAAAAUAAUCAACGAAUGGAAGAAAAAAAAAGAACAUCGGGGACUCAAUUGAAGAAAAAAAAAACACUUUUGAAAAACUUUUAGUGGGAGGAAGGGAACGAGGGCGGGAACGAGGGAGGGGGGAAUAUUGUGUAAGAAAGGGACUGAAAAACUUUUCUUUUUUUUUAAGAAAUAAAAAAAGAGAACCAUUUUAGAACAAAAGAUUUUUUGGAAGGAUGCGACGCUUCAGGAAACAAGCUCGGUGUGGUUGUGGAUGGCCAUCUUUAUCUCGGAGUGCCUGUCCGUUUCCAGAGGCGAGAGCUGCCCGAAGAACUGCGGCCGCACUCCUCUGGGAGACUCAAUCCGUCAUUCCUUAGUUGUGUAGGGACCAAAAAGACCAAACCUUUUUACUGAUUCAAAACAAAAACAAAAACAAAAAAAACAACAAAAAAAAACAAGAAAGAGACUCGUAGCUGUAACAUACCCAGACCACUGCAUCUCCUUUUGCUGUGCCAAUCGGUUUAAGAGUUGUAUUUACGCAAAAAAAAAAAGAUGUAUACGUAGAAUAUAUAAGAUUAUAUGUAUAAAUGCAUACAUAUAGAUUGCUGAUAUGCUUUUGAAUACUGGCAAAAUCAUAUGGGACGUCCCUAAAGAGGCUUUCGCUAGUUUACAAAUUGGAAAGAAAAUGUUUUUUUUUUUUUUUUCUUUCUCAUUAUUUAUGAUAAAGGGUACAUGGGAAGGGUUGUUCCAUAUCGCAGCCUUACCUUUUUUUUUUUUUUUUUUUUUUUUUUUUAUCUCGACAUCCCUUGACUUUGUAGUUAAAAAAAAAUACACACAUCACAGGUUUGAGAUAUAACGAAACCCGUUUCUAUUUAGCGUACAUUUAAUAUGUAUAUGUAUUUCGAAAGACAAAAAAAGUGUGUGUGUGUGUAUAUAUAUAUAUAUAUAUAUAUAUAUAUAUAUAUAUAUAU